Drosophila nasuta is the source of this 901-nucleotide messenger RNA. RefSeq names its product serine protease 1-like. The coding region runs from base 23 to 814 and encodes 263 amino acids. The transcript has a single exon. The record is from RefSeq and is a predicted model, not a curated record. NCBI's taxonomy places the organism in Eukaryota, Metazoa, Arthropoda, Insecta, Diptera, Drosophilidae. Gene Ontology annotation, biological process: proteolysis. Gene Ontology annotation, molecular function: serine-type endopeptidase activity.
CUCUACAGUUAAUUUCCCCACAAUGUACGCGCUGCUAACGAUUCUUGCUGUGUCUGCAGUUGCAGUUGCAGCUGACAAUCAGACUGCCUUGGAGGAAGAGGAGUUAAAGUUUGAGAACAUUAUAACCAAUGGCUGUCCAGCCUACGAGGGCAAGGCACCGUACAUUGUGGGUCUAAAGAUGGGCAAGAAUAAUGAGAACGGAGACUGGCUAGGCGCUGGCACUAUCAUUGCACAUAACUGGGUGCUGACUGCCGCCCACUGCAUCGCAGAAGCUGACUUUGCGGAAAUACAUUACGGUUCUAAUCGGGCCUGGAAUGGCCAAUACAAUCACAAGGUCUAUAAGCCCAACUUCAUUCUACACGAGAAUUCGCGAUUUGAUAUCGGUCUCAUACGCACUCCCCACGUUGACUUCCACUCGAGGGUGAAUAAGGUUAAUCUACCCAAGAUAAGUCAACGCAACGAACAAUUCGAGAACUCUUGGGCUGUGGCCUGUGGCUGGGGAGGAAUGGCGAAUGGACAACUUGCCGACUGGUUGCAGUGCAUCGAUGUGCAGAUCAUAAGCAAUGACGAAUGUCGUCGCACCUUUGGAUCAGGCUUGCUCGAUGAAAUAUUGUGCACAAGGACCACGGGUGGUACAUCACCGUGUGGCGGUGAUUCUGGUGGACCUUUGGUCACCCACGACAGUCCCGUUUUGGUUGGCAUCACAUCAUUCGGCGCCGCUGGUCCCUGCACAGGAGGACAUCCCGCAGGCUUCACACGUGUGAGCUCCCACAUCGAAUGGAUACGAGACAAGUCUGGGGUGGCAUAUUACUAGGAAUCGUCAGAAUGGCUCGCUCUUUGAUUUUAAAUAUUGAUUUCAAAUGAAAUGCAUGCAAAUAAAAUUAAACUGUUGUUACUUAAA